Pieris napi is the source of this 768-nucleotide messenger RNA. It is a transcript of the gene PrBP, whose product is annotated as retinal rod rhodopsin-sensitive cGMP 3',5'-cyclic phosphodiesterase subunit delta. Gene Ontology annotation, cellular component: cytoplasm. Gene Ontology annotation, biological process: sensory perception of light stimulus. The transcript has 5 exons. The coding region runs from base 214 to 687 and encodes 157 amino acids. The record is from RefSeq and is a predicted model, not a curated record. NCBI's taxonomy places the organism in Eukaryota, Metazoa, Arthropoda, Insecta, Lepidoptera, Pieridae.
UAAAAUUAAACUUGUAUUAUGUAUAUAUUUUUAAAAAUCAAUAAUUAAUUUCAAAGCUUAUUAGUGAAUACAACUUUUUUAUUGUAUUAAAUAUAGUCCAUUAUUCUUAUUUAUGUAUUGGUUUUUAGAUCAUAAACUUUGAUUGAUUACCGAAGUGGUUUAUAUUAUUUUGCCUUACAAGUAUUUUCGAUAAAGAACAUUUUGAAAGCCACUAUGACGGAUGUUCUCCCUGCAGAAGAAGCUAAACAAGAUCGAGUUGUAACAAUACUAAGAGGCUUUCAAAUAAAUUGGAUGAACCUACGUGAUGCUGACACAGGAAAGAUUCUCUGGCAGCAUAAUGAAGACAUGUCAAAUCCAGAAAUGGAGCAUGAAGCUAGGGUACCUAAGCGUAUUCUCAAGUGUAGAGUUGUUUCCCGCGAAAUGAACUUUAGCUCAGUUGAGUCUAUGGACAGAUUCAGGCUGGAACAAAAAGUGCUGUUUAAAGGGCGUUGUUUAGAAGAGUGGUUCUUUGAAUUUGGGUAUGUCAUACCCAAUUCCACCAACACUUGGCAAUCCAUAAUAGAAUCUGCUCCCGAAUCCCAAAUGAUGCCAGCCAUUGUUCUUAAUGGGAAUGUUGUGAUAGAAACAAAAUUCUUUGACGGGGAUCUCCUUAUUACUACCUCCAGAGUGAGAUUAUUUUACGUUUAAUUCGGAACAUAGACUAAGCACACAUCAGCAUUUGUGUAUGCAUUUUACAGGCCUUAUUUACAAAUAAAUAUUUUUACUGCA